Brassica napus (rape) is the source of this 3918-nucleotide messenger RNA. RefSeq names its product alpha,alpha-trehalose-phosphate synthase [UDP-forming] 1. Gene Ontology annotation, molecular function: alpha,alpha-trehalose-phosphate synthase (UDP-forming) activity. The transcript is spliced from 17 exons. Gene Ontology annotation, biological process: trehalose biosynthetic process. The coding region runs from base 953 to 3796 and encodes 947 amino acids. The record is from RefSeq and is a predicted model, not a curated record. Lineage: Eukaryota; Viridiplantae; Streptophyta; Magnoliopsida; Brassicales; Brassicaceae. Gene Ontology annotation, cellular component: cytosol.
ACACCAGUAUAUAUAAAAAUACUAUAUACAAAGGGUUAAAUAGUAGUUUGGUCAGGCCUAGGAGUGGCUCCACGAUUUGGAUAUGCCAGGGACCCACAGAAGAAGAGGAAUACUUCAAUGAUAAUUACGUCAUCUCACCUUGUCGUAGUAAAACCAUGAUUAACCCGGAAUUUUUAGAGUGAGGUUCUUAUCGGAAGUUAAGAAACAGUUUUUUAACUUCCGCUAAGAACCUCGUCCUAAGAAUCCUAAGAAUUCUGGGUUAAUCAUGCUCUAAAAUCUUAAAAAAAAUCUAAAUAUCUAUGCAUGGCUGGCGGUGUUAAUAUAAUUGUUAAUAUCUAAAUGUUCUUUCUCAGCCCCAACUCUCCGGGAGAUUAUCACCGGCGGUGUUAAUAUAAUUGAUAGGAGUUUUGAGCCAUUUUUAUUUGGUUAGUGGUGGGGAAAAAGGCAAAGAAAGAAAAUAAAAGUCUUGUCCAUGUUUUCAGAGGACCGAAUCUUGUGGUGUAUCACUUAUGCAUGGCUGUGAAGCCUCUGUGUAGUCUGUAAAGCUUACGCGAGGAUUUUCUUGCUCCCUCUCUUUCUCUCUCUAUGAUAAUACUGUCUCUCACACCAUUCCCUUUGGCCUUCUGUCUAUCUGUUUACACCUCUCUUUCGUUUCUUUUGGCUCUAUUUACUUACCCUCUCUCGAUGAUAACGACUUGAAAGUUGAAACCCACCUCAAUAAAGAAACAAAAUAUUCUCAAAUUAUUCCCUUCUAAGCCUACUGUCUUGCUCGUGUUAAGGGUCACUUCUCUCUCUCUUUUUGUAUGUUUCUUUUGAGUGGCCGUGAAGGUGUGUCAUUCAGCUGGUGCCCUGUCCUGAUGCGUGUUCCUUGGCCUGAUGGGUUCUUUUACAUUCAGCAGAAGUGAGAUCAAUAUGGUGACCUCAACUUUUUGUUUUGUUUUGGUGUGAGCGUAUGCCUGGAGAUAAGUACAACUCGUCUUCGUCUCACAUCCCUCUCUCUCGAACAGAACGGCUCUUGAGAGAAAGAGAGCUUAGAGAGAAGAGGAGGAGCAACCGGGCUCGUAAUCCAAAUGAAGCUGUUGGCAGUUCUGAAAACUCUGACAACGACCUACGUCUAGAAGGGGACAGUUCAAGGCAAUAUGUUGAGCAGUACUUGGAAGGUGCUUCUGCUGCGAGGGCGCAUGAUAAUGUGUGUGAGAGGCAAGAAGUAAGGCCUUAUAACAGGCAACGGCUACUUGUAGUGGCUAACAGGCUCCCAGUUUCUGCGGUGAGAAGAGGUGAAGAUUCAUGGUCUUUAGAGAUCAGUGCUGGUGGUCUAGUUAGUGCUCUCUUAGGUGUAAAGGAAUUUGAGGCCAGAUGGAUUGGAUGGGCUGGAGUAAAUGUGCCUGAUGAGGUUGGGCAGAAGGCACUAACCAAAGCUUUGGCUGAGAAGAGGUGUAUCCCUGUGUUCCUUGACGAAGAGAUUGUUCAUCAGUACUAUAAUGGCUAUUGCAACAACAUUCUGUGGCCUUUGUUUCACUACCUUGGACUUCCACAAGAAGACCGGCUUGCCACAACAAGAAGCUUUCAGUCCCAGUUUGCUGCAUACAAGAAAGCAAAUCAAAUGUUUGCUGAUGUUGUAAGUGAACACUAUGAAGAAGGAGAUGUUGUCUGGUGCCAUGAUUAUCAUCUUAUGUUCCUUCCUAAAUGCCUUAAGGAAUACAACAGUAAGAUGAAAGUUGGAUGGUUUCUUCAUACACCAUUCCCUUCUUCUGAGAUACACAGAACACUUCCUUCACGUUCAGAGCUUCUUAGAUCAGUUCUUGCUGCGGAUUUAGUAGGUUUCCAUACAUAUGACUAUGCAAGACACUUUGUGAGUGCAUGCACUCGUAUACUUGGUCUUGAAGGAACACCUGAAGGAGUUGAAGAUCAAGGCAGGCUUACUCGAGUAGCUGCUUUUCCCAUUGGUAUAGAUUCUGAGAGGUUUAUACGAGCACUUGAAGUCCCUGAUGUCAUACAAAACAUGAAGGAGUUGAAAGAAAGAUUUGCCGGCAGGAAGGUGUUGUUAGGUGUUGAUCGGCUUGAUAUGAUCAAAGGGAUUCCUCAAAAGAUUCUUGCAUUUGAAAAAUUCCUAGAGGAAAACGCAAGCUGGCGUGAUAAAGUGGUGUUAUUGCAAAUUGCAGUACCAACAAGAACAGAUGUCCCUGAAUAUCAAAAACUCACAAGCCAAGUUCAUGAGAUUGCGGGAAGAAUUAAUGGUCGUUUUGGGACACUUACUGCAGUUCCAAUACACCACCUGGAUCGUUCUCUGGACUUUUAUGCUUUAUGUGCACUCUAUGCCGUCACAGAUGUUGCACUUGUUACAUCUUUGAGAGAUGGGAUGAACCUUGUCAGUUACGAGUUUGUUGCUUGCCAAGAAGCCAAGAAGGGCGUCCUCAUUCUCAGUGAAUUUGCAGGUGCUGCACAAUCUCUAGGUGCUGGAGCCAUUCUUGUGAAUCCUUGGAACAUUACAGAAGUUGCUGCCUCCAUUGGGCAGGCCUUAAACAUGUCACCUGACGAAAGAGAGAAAAGACAUAGGCAUAACUUCCAUCAUGUUAAAACUCAUACCGCUCAAGAAUGGGCUGAAACUUUUGUAAGUGAACUAAAUGAUACUGUAAUAGAGGCUCAACUAAGAAUCAGCAAAGUCCCACCUGAGCUUCCACAGAAUGACGCGAUUCGACUGUAUUCAAAGUCAACCAACAGGCUACUGAUCCUGGGUUUCAAUGCAACAUUGACUGAACCAGUGGAUAAUCAAGGGAGAAGAGGAGAUCAAAUAAAGGAGAUGGAUCUUAAUCUACAUCCAGAGCUAAAAGGACCAUUAAAGGCAUUAUGCAGUGAUCCAAGUACAACCAUAGUUGUCCUGAGUGGAAGCAGCAGAAGCGUUUUGGACAAAAACUUUGGAGAGUAUGAUAUGUGGUUAGCCGCAGAGAAUGGGAUGUUCCUAAGGCUUACAAAUGGAGAGUGGAUGACUACAAUGCCAGAACACUUGAACAUGGAAUGGGUUGAUAGUGUAAAGCAUGUUUUCAAGUACUUCACUGAGAGGACACCAAGGUCACACUUUGAAACACGUGAUACUUCAAUUAUAUGGAACUACAAAUAUGCAGAUAUUGAGUUCGGGAGACUUCAAGCAAGAGACCUGUUACAACACUUAUGGACAGGUCCUAUUUCUAACGCAUCAGUUGAUGUUGUCCAAGGAAGCCGCUCUGUGGAAGUUCGUGCUGUAGGUGUGACCAAGGGAGCUGCAAUUGAUCGCAUUCUAGGAGAGAUAGUGCAUAGCAAGUCCAUGACCACACCCAUUGAUUAUGUCUUGUGCAUUGGCCAUUUCUUGGGGAAGGACGAAGAUGUGUACACUUUCUUUGAACCAGAACUCCCAUCAGACAUCAUCCCAGCCAUUGCACGGUCCAGACCAUCAUCUGAUAGUGGUACCAAAUCAUCUUCAGGAGACAGAAGACCACCUUCAAAGUUGAUACACAACAACAAAAGCGGUUCAAAGUCUUCAUCCUCAUCUAACUCUAACAACAACAAGGCUUCACAGAGAUCUCUUCAGACAACAGAGAGAAAAAGUGGGUCCAACCAUAGCUUAGGGAACGCAAGACGUCCUUCACCAGAGAAGAUCUCAUGGAACGUGCUUGACCUGAAAGGAGAGAACUACUUUUCUUGUGCGGUGGGUCGUACCCGCACCAGUGCUAGAUAUCUUCUUGGCUCACCUGAUGAUGUUGUUGGCUUCCUAGAGAAGCUCGCUGACACGUCGGUUCCUAACUCAUCAUCUGCAUCUUAGAAUCUUAGAAGGUGCCAAGUGAGAGCUCUUGUAACUCAAGAAGUCAUUGUUUUGUAACAAUAAGUAACCAUUGACCAGAUUCCUUUAGUGGUUUUGAUCUAAUAAAAUAAAGAGUAGAGCAA